AUGAUUAUUCGAACAUUCUGUGUCUUAUUCUUUCUUACCACAGCUUAUUGUGAAAACAGCGUUCAUUGGCAAUGGAGACUAUUAAGUUGCCAAUCUCGAAAUGAUUUGGAGCCUGCUUCUUGUUCAAUCAAGUUAUUGGAGACUGAAAGAGAUGAACAUCCACGAAAUGUUACAUGGAACCCUUGCCAUCAGGAGGCAAUAGAUGGGAAAGAUCGCACUUAUUGUAACCUUUUGUGUCCACAGGCCGAUACUGUUUACUUGAUCAAACGGAGCCCCAAUAAUCAUAGACGAUGUUUUGGCUCUAUCACUUAUAAAAUAGAGAAGAGAGAAACAGACUUUUACAUGUGGACUGAGAAGAAGUGUCGUACAUCUGAUGUUGAAUUUCUUGUUCGUUGUGAAUUCGCCUUCCCUCAUUCCCAUUUUCCCAAAGAUGAUGUUAUCGUUUCGAACGCAAAGAAGUUAAAGAAAUUCUGA
Messenger RNA from Auanema sp. JU1783, 474 nucleotides. NCBI's taxonomy places the organism in Eukaryota, Metazoa, Nematoda, Chromadorea, Rhabditida, Rhabditidae. The record is from the annotation of a GenBank genome assembly.